Molecule: messenger RNA, 6477 nt
Organism: Gadus chalcogrammus (walleye pollock)
Lineage: Eukaryota; Metazoa; Chordata; Actinopteri; Gadiformes; Gadidae
Gene: nedd4l
Product: NEDD4 like E3 ubiquitin protein ligase
Exons: 27
Coding region: 116-4015 (1299 amino acids)
Biological process (GO): regulation of dendrite morphogenesis; ubiquitin-dependent protein catabolic process
Molecular function (GO): protein binding; ubiquitin protein ligase activity; sodium channel inhibitor activity
Source: RefSeq, a predicted model, not a curated record
GGGGAUCAUCCAGCCGGCUGGCCGUAGAAGUGGGAGAAGUGAGCGACACGCCGAGACAGAAGCCAGAGGAGCGGCAAGCAGCCAGGCAGCGUGAGCUCUCCGGCCCCAGGACAAAAUGGCCCACCGCCUGCGACUUUUUUUCGGCUCGGGCCGCAGCAACACGGCUCCGGAGCUGGAGGUGGUCGAAGGAGACCCCGGCGAGAGGAGGCAGCGGCAGCAGCAGCAGGAGGACGGCGGCGGCACCCACGCCUUGAGGUUCUGCAUGCGGACACCCCCAGUGUCCGGGUCACCACAGGAGCCGUCGCCUCUGUCCUUCUCCGGCCCGACCGGCGCUGCAGCAUGGGGGUCGGAACCGGCGCUGAAACGGAGCUCGUCCAUGUUCAUCCCCCAGCUCGCCCCCUCGGCCGAGCCGCGGGCCACCAAGAGCUCCACCAUGCAGAUCUCCCUCCAGCGCUCCGGCAGCAGGCCCGGCUGUAAGGAGUUCAACGGAUGUGCGUACGACGACCCGCCACCCUGCUACAGUCCUCCAGGGCCGGCUCCCGCCUACACGGAGCCAGGCGAGCUAAGUGAUUAUCCAUAUCCACCGCCACCCCCGUACUCCAGCCCGGACAUACCGGGGAGUCAUCCCGCGGAGCCCGAUCGGCCCGGUCGCAGGGUCUUCAGCAUGGGGUCCAACGGGCACGGCGGGUCCGCCCCGGGUCAAGCCGGCAUCAGCAUCGGCGGGAUCCGUAUCCAGAGGAACUCCCCCGACGGUUCGGAGGUCCAGCAUCUCCGGAUCCUGCCCUACGGCGGGACCGGGGGGCCGCUGGGGUGGUACGUCCAGCAGAAGGGCGCGGACCGGCCCGGGACGGGCAACGGGGGAACACAGAGACUCGUGUUUCAACUGCAGCAGAAUCAGAGCCAGGACCUGAACCAGGGCGGACAACAGUCCCCUUCACCUCAGGACGAGUGCACUCAUCUGGGAUUCGCCAACCCCGGGGACGGACCAGUGUUUGGUUACCCCAGAAUUAGACUGGAGAGGACGGCCUCAAAGCAGAGAGCGCCGAUGGAAAACCUACAGCAGGGUUCUGGGGGUCAAGCUAACGAGGAGGCCUGCGGCCAGCCGGAGACACGGCAGAGGGUGGAAACAGAAGACCGAGCUAAAGGUUGCACCUUCAAAAUCCGAAGAGAAACUCCGAGGAGGCAGCCUCAUUUCAGGAUAUGCUUCAGCCCAAAUGGUAGUCGAGGUCAGAACGUGAACAUUGACUCUGACUUCACACAAAAUAACCCAAAGACAAGAGAUGAUUUCCUUGGACAAGUCGAUGUACCCCUCAGUCACUUGGCGACGGAAGACCCCGCCAUGGAGCGACCGUACACGUUUAAAGACUUCCUCCUGCGGCCUAGAAGGUUGUCCAGUCACAAGUCCCGGGUGAAGGGGUACCUGCGGUUGAAGAUGGCGUACCUGCCCAACCAGGACGGACAGGAAGAGGAAGUGGGCGACGUCAGGGAGGAAGCAGAGGGCUGGGAGGAGACCAGUGAACAGGGGAACCAGAGGCCCCAGCAGCUGGUGCCUCCCCUGCCCCCCGGCUGGGAGGAGAAGGUGGACAACCUGGGCCGCACCUACUUCGUCAACCACAACAACCGCUCCACGCAGUGGAAGCGCCCCACCAACAUGGAUGUGAUUUCGGAGAGUGAGAACGACAGCCAGCAGCGGCAGAUCCACCAGGAGGCACACCGCGUGUUCCGCUCCCGGAGACACAUCAGCGAGGACCUGGAGAACGAACACAUGGAGCCCAGCCGGGACCUGGACAACCUAUGGGAGCUGAUCUCAGAGGAGGAUCCCAAUGAGCUCCCCGGCCCCCCUUCCACCUCCUCCUCCAUCAUCAUGCCCUCCCAGCCCCCCCAGUCCCCGGGCCCCCCCCAGGAGUACUCCGAGGAGCUCAGACUCUCUUUCCAGCCCGAGACCAACGGAGAAGACCCAGGACCUGCGUCUGUCCAGGGCCAGCUGUCCGAAAGACUUCGCUCCUCCAGUAUGACGGACGGAGUCAGCGAACAGGCUCAGCCUCCACCCCUGACGACGCCCAGCUCCCAGAGCAGAAGAACCAGAGCUCAGACAGUAACAGGCGUUGAGGAGCCCAUGUCCCCCUCGGCGGCGGCAGCCUUUGUUCUGACCCCGCCUAUCCUGCCCACCGGGUGGGAAGAGAGGAAGGACGGCAAGGGUCGCACCUACUUCGUCAACCACAACAGCCGCUCCACCACCUGGACCCGACCCGUCAUACAGCUGACGGAAGACGGCACCAGCACCUCCGCGGCGGGCGCGACCGCCUCCACCUCCUCCCCCACCUCCGGAGCCGGGGGUCCCUCGGAGGCCCCCCCCUCCACCUCCUCGGCCUCCGGCUCCACGAGCCACCUCCACGAGCCCCCCCAGGUCCGCAGGGCCCGUAGCCUCAGCUCCCCCACCGUCACCCUGUCCACCCCCAUAGAGGGCGCCAACAACAUCCAGGUGCGGCGGGUGGUCAAAGACACGGUGUCCAACCCCCAGACCCCCCAGCCUUCGCCCUACAGCUCCCCCAAGUCCCAGCACAAGCCCCAGCAGAGCUUCCUCCCGCCUGGCUGGGAGAUGAGGAUAGCGCCCAACGGAAGGCCCUUCUUCAUCGACCACAACAGCCGCAACACCACCUGGGAGGAUCCCAGGUUGAAGUACCCGGUCCACUUGAGGACCAAGACCUCCAUGGAGCCUGGGGAGCUGGGGCCUCUUCCGCCUGGCUGGGAGGAGAGGAUCCACACCGAUGGACGCACCUUUUACAUCGACCAUAACACAAAGAACACUCAAUGGGAGGACCCUCGCUUGCAGAGCCCAGCCAUCACGGGACCUGCAGUUCCUUACUCCAGAGAAUUCAAGCAGAAAUACGACUACUUCAGGAAGAAAUUGAAGAAGCCGGCGGACAUUCCCAACCGCUUCGAGAUGAAGCUGCACCGGAACAACAUCUUCGAGGAGUCGUACCGCCGCAUCAUGUCCCUGAAGCGGCCCGACAUCCUGAAGGCGCGGCUCUGGAUCGAGUUCGAGCUGGAGAAGGGGCUGGACUACGGGGGCGUGGCCCGCGAGUGGUUCUUCCUGCUGUCCAAGGAGAUGUUCAACCCCUACUACGGCCUCUUCGAGUACUCCGCCACAGACAACUACACACUCCAGAUCAACCCCAACUCUGGCCUGUGUAACGAGGACCACCUGUCCUACUUUAAGUUCAUUGGUCGCGUGGCGGGAAUGGCCGUGUUCCAUGGGAAGCUGUUAGACGGAUUCUUUAUCCGACCGUUUUACAAGAUGAUGCUGGGCAAACAGAUCUCUCUCAAAGAUAUGGAGUCCGUGGACAGUGAGUACUACAACUCCCUGAAGUGGAUCCUGGAGAACGACCCCACAGAGCUGGACCUGCGGUUCUGCAUCGAUGAGGACAACUUCGGACAGACAUACCAGGUGGACCUAAAGCCCAGUGGGUCGGACAUGGUGGUCACCAACGACAACAAAAAGGAAUACAUUGACCUUGUGAUCCAGUGGAGGUUUGUGAACCGGGUCCAGAAGCAGAUGAACGCCUUCCUAGAGGGCUUCACUGAGCUCAUCGUCGUGGAUCUGAUCAAGAUCUUUGAUGAAAAUGAACUGGAGCUGUUGAUGUGUGGUCUGGGGGAUGUGGAUGUCAACGACUGGAGGCAACACACGGUGUAUAAAAACGGCUACUGUCCUAAUCACCCUGUCAUACAGUGGUUCUGGAAGGUGGUCCUCCUGAUGGACGCCGAGAAGCGGAUCCGUCUGCUGCAGUUUGUGACCGGGACGUCCCGGGUGCCCAUGAACGGCUUCGCAGAGCUCUACGGUUCCAACGGACCUCAGCUGUUCACCAUCGAGCAGUGGGGCACUCCGGAGAAGCUACCCAGGGCCCAUACGUGCUUCAACCGCCUGGACCUGCCCACCUAUGAGUCGUUUGAGGACCUAAGGGAGAAACUGCUCAUGGCGGUGGAGAACGCCCAAGGGUUUGAGGGCGUCGACUAGAACCGACUUAAAAAAAGAGACAUCAAGACGAAUAAAAAAACUGUUGUUGGUUGUUUGUGACCAUGUAACAAACAACCAACAAACUGCCAUUUCUGUUUUAAAGUGGUGGUGGUGGUGGUGGAGGUAGCGGUUGUGUUGCUAGCAUGUUGUGCUGUAUGCAUGACGGUGUAAGCGGCUGCCACGGCAACAGCAUGGAGGCUAUAGAGACUGUACAGCGACUUGUUGGGCCAAUUUGCCUGUCUUUCUCUCUCUCUCUCUCUCUCUCUCUCUCUCUCUCUCUCUCUCGGUCUUCUGUCUCUGUGGGUGCGUCCCUCUUUUAUUCAAGGUGCUGGGGCCCAAAGGAACGGCCUUAUAUUUGUGUGCACCUUAAAGAUGCUGACUUCUAUCACUACACUGGCAUGGUUAUCCCAUAAUAACAAAGCGAUCCUCUCGUUCUCAUUGUAACCCUGGAUGUCCCUUUAACUCUCUCUCGGCCUCUCUUCCUCUCUCUCUUUACUUCUUUGAUAAAUCGGUAGUGCUGGAAACAACUCGAAUGCAUUUCAACUGCUCCUUUAAACUAUAUUAUAGCACAUUGUGUUAGUACCCUUCUCCUACUGGGGGUCCUGACAGGCCCUGAGCCCGGCCUGACUUACUACAUGCACUAUUUCUCUCUCUCUCUGUGUCUCUCCCUCUGUCUCUCUGUCUCUCUCUUUUUCUGUCUGUCUCUCUGUCUCUCUCUCUCUCUAUAUAUAUAUAUCUCUCUCGUUCUCUCUCUCUGUCUCUCUUUUUCUGUCUGUCUCUUGCUUUCUGUCUCUCUCUCUAUAUCUCUCUCGUUCCCUCUCUCUCUGUGUCUCUCCCUGUGUCUCUCUUUCUCUUUUUCUGUCUGUCUCUCUCUUGCGCUCUGUCUCUCUCUCUAUAUCUCUCUCGUUCUCUCUCUCUCUGUCCAACUGUAAAACAACAACAACAACUGAUAGAACGGCGCAGCGAUCACCUGUCCCUGGGAUCCUUACAGCGAGCCCAGAUUACCUUAGGAAUGCUAGCCAAUCCAAGACAAGGAGAUCUCCCGCUCCCUUGUCUCUCUCUAAUCCGUGUGUUGCUGGAUGGCUGAGUGAUGUUUGCAGCCUGUUGGGGGGGGGGGGUAGGACAGAGAGCAGAGAAAUGUCCUCUCUCAAAUGAUGGUUUUAUAGCCUUUUCUUAGGUGAAAAAAAAAAAGAUUUUUUAAAAUCGAUUUUUAUCACGUUAUCAUUCUUACGAGAAAAUACAAAAAACGAAACUGUCUUUGUACUGAUGAAUAAUGUUUACUAUUUUGAGAAAAAAAUCUUUAAAAAAGUGUGUGAAGUGUAAAUCUGGCUUGUUACGGCGGGGAGAGGGGAACGACUUACUCCUAUGAUUUGUUAUGGUGAUAGCAAACGUGUUCUAUUGUAAUUCUAUGAAAUUGGCAUGAAAAAUGUAUUGUGUCUUUGCUUGAAUAACAAUAGUAAAUGGAAGUGUAUUUCUCGCUGUCUGUGUUGAGCUCUGGGGAAGAAGCUACUGGGGUUUAUUUUGGGGACUUUGGGACAACAUGGUUCUGUUUAUAAUGGUAUGCUUAUCCCUUUUCAUAAUGCUGUCAAAUUCUUCCUGGAACCCCCCCCCCCCCGUUACCCCACUAUUGAAAUACUUUCUAUAUAUCUAUAUACAAAAAUAUAUAUAUGUAUGUAUUACAAUUAACAAAAGUAUUAUUGAUCAACAACACUAAAAUGAAGCGUUUUUUGUGUGUGUGUGUGUGUGUGUGUGCGUGCGAGAAUGCGUGCGUAUGUGUGUGCGUGCGUUUCUCGAGAAAAGCUGUGAUUGCCACUGAAUAGAAAGCAGCGUUUCCUACGCUUUUCCUCCCGUCUCUCCUUUUUCUAACACCAUUGAACCUAAAUGGGCACUUUAUAGAUCCUCCUACGAUCCUGUCGCCUGUCGUCUGUCUUUACCAUGUAGACCUGAAUGUGAUUCUCUGAUUUCAUUGUGUACAUUUCUUCCAAUAUGAGCACUUACCUGGUGCAAUAUGAAUAGUUUGUAAAUCUGGCCUGCUGCUAAAAAACACCCACAGAUCAUGUCAACCGAGGUGAAAGUGUGACCACCACUUUAUUUUGGUAUAUUCUUGACACUUUCAUUAUUCCUGGUUUUCCUUUUAACGUACUCCUGUCCUGUCUGUUUUGUCUUCUUUCUGAAUUCGCCCAGGUUUGCGUUUUGUCUUAUUUUCUUUCGUUCGGUUGGUUGUUUUGUUUUUUCCUUUUUAUUUUUUUUGGUUAUCUUUUCUUAGUUUUUUUUAAUUUUAUCUAUGACAGGAAAUAUCACUUUUGUUAAAGAUUGUGCCACUUGCUAAAGGUUUGUGGUUUAUAUAUCUUCAGUCAAAUAAAAUGGACCGUCUCCGUAUAAAUAUGGUUGUUUGUAAUGUCUUCCUUUUCUUCACACAAGAUUUAGAGCGAAGAAACGAAACAUUAGAUGCAAGUUAUCGG